Galendromus occidentalis (western predatory mite) is the source of this 1404-nucleotide messenger RNA. Its product is annotated as sodium/hydrogen exchanger 9B2. Gene Ontology annotation, cellular component: membrane. The transcript has 6 exons. Bases 74 to 1240 code for a protein of 388 amino acids. Gene Ontology annotation, biological process: proton transmembrane transport. Gene Ontology annotation, molecular function: antiporter activity. Lineage: Eukaryota; Metazoa; Arthropoda; Arachnida; Mesostigmata; Phytoseiidae. The record is from RefSeq and is a predicted model, not a curated record.
GCUCGCGGGUGCUGCUCUGAAACAACUCGACCUCGUGAAUUUGCCAUCGACCUUGGCCGCUCAUCUCCGCUCCAUGGCUCUGGCGGUUAUACUCCUUCGAGCGGGUCUAGGCCUGGAUCUAAGUGUGCUUAAGGCGCUCAGCGCAGCUUGCAUCCGGUUGACGUUCUUGCCGUGCUUCGCCGAGGCCGCCUCGAUCUGUGUGGUGUCCCAUUUGGUGCUCGGCCUCCCGUACACAUGGGGGCUCCUUCUCGGAUUCGUGCUGGCUGCAGUCUCGCCGGCGGUUGUUGUUCCGGCGAUGAUCGAUCUGACGAACAGGAAACUCGGUACCGAUAAGGGAAUACCGACAUUGUUGAUGGCAGCCUCUUCAUUCGACGACGUGGCGGCGAUCACGGGCUUCGGAGUUGUUCUGGGAACGAUUUUCUCCGGAGGCACUUCCUUAGCGCUCACCUUAGCUUCCGGACCGCUCGAAGCUAUCGCGGGUCUCCUCAUCGGAGGCCUCCUCGGAGUUCUCCUAGCUACGAUGUUCAGGGCAAACAGACGUGGGGAAGAUCAGUUCGAUUUGGCGUGCGCUCUCCACCUCGUGAUUCAGGGAAUUAUGGCAGUUUUCAUUUCGAACAGACUUAAUUUCGGCGGGGUUGGGCCUCUCACCGCUAUAACAGCUUCGGCUGUAGCAGUGAUCGUAUGGAAGAAACAGGGAAAGACUUCUGACCCGGAUUCAAUCGCUCAGACCAAGACCUGCAGUUCUGUGCUCGCGAGUUUCUGGCUCGUCUUCGAACCUGUGUUGUUCUCGUUGAUCGGUAUGGAGAUACAAUUAAACAGACUGAAGCCGGCGACAGUGACAGGAGGGUUACUCACGCUGGCUAUUUGUCUCACCAUCCGAGUUAUUGUUACCUUCUUUGCCGUGGGCCAUUCGACGUUGAAUGUUAAGGAACGGAUAUUCGUCUGCGUGGGAUGGUUGCCCAAGGCCACCGUUCAGGCCGCUCUGGCUCCGACGGCUAUGGACAUGGUUCGGAGAUGGACUGCACAAGGAAAACCCCUAGAGAAAAUGGCUCUCCACUACAGCGAGACAGUUCUGACGGUCAGUGUGAUAGCCAUUAUGGUAACCGCCCCCAUCGGAGCAGUGGCCAUCUCGGUUCUUGCGCCUCGACUUCUCAGAGUGGAAAAGACAAAUCCAGAUGAGGGAACCGAGUGCAGCAUCUCGUUGAAAGAUGACGAUGGAGGCCUCGAGGAACGAAGUUGAUAUGUCUCGAUGACAGGAGCUGUACAAUAUUGAGGGUCGGUGAGGAUUUUGCGUUCGAAUCACCGAAGGCUCUUCUAGUCGGGGUAAUGAUCAAGUGCUGGGAGGUUUGUUCGAUCGACGGAGCCGAAGGGAAUAUCUCUUCCUUUCCAUUUCGUAAAUCUCCA